Messenger RNA from Rhagoletis pomonella (apple maggot), 1118 nucleotides. It is a transcript of the gene mRpL9, whose product is annotated as 39S ribosomal protein L9, mitochondrial. Gene Ontology annotation, molecular function: structural constituent of ribosome. The transcript is spliced from 3 exons. Bases 110 to 883 code for a protein of 257 amino acids. The record is from RefSeq and is a predicted model, not a curated record. NCBI's taxonomy places the organism in Eukaryota, Metazoa, Arthropoda, Insecta, Diptera, Tephritidae. Gene Ontology annotation, biological process: translation. Gene Ontology annotation, cellular component: mitochondrion; ribosome.
AUAAGAACUGUCAAAUGAUCAGCUGUUCGCCGGUUGGGCAAUUUUUUUGAUCGAUUUUUGCUUUCGAUUUGGUUGGUUUUAUAAUUCUGUAUUAAAAAUUUAUGUAAACAUGCUAAGAACCUGGUGCAGCGCCUCAUUUAAUUUGCUCAAAAGCGCAACGACGUUGCAGCAGCAAGUUCGGACGACUUUUGUGUUGAAGAGAAAAUAUGAUCCGUUGUUACACAAAAUCAAUGCAAAACCUAAAAAAUUGCGCGCGAAGCAUUUUAUUUAUGAGCUGGUAGAGGAUACAAAUACUAAACGCCGACCAAAUUUGGAAGUUGUUCUGAAAACUUAUGUAGAAGGUGUCGGUGAUAAAGGCGAUGUAGUUUCUGUAAGACCCAAUUUCGCUUACAACAAACUUCUGUUGCCUGGAUUGGCAGUGUACAAGACAGAAGAAAAUAUGGCAUUGUAUGCCAAAACUGAGGAAGACAAGAAAACAGUACGCCAUAGUUCAGCCUUUGCACAGCGCACGGUCAAUAUCAUUGAACGAUUUACGCUUGCGGUAGUGAUGAAUAAGGAUCAACCUUGGGUUGUUGAGCCAUGGCAUAUAAAAGCAUCCCUUCGCAAGGCAGGUAUUCAUUGUCCAGAAGAAUGCAUACAAAUGCCAGAGGCUCGCAUUGAGGGUCCUGAUAUGAAUAAAGAGGCUAAGGAGUUUUAUUGCACCAUAACGGUGAAUAAUUUAGAGAAGGCGCGUUUACGUUGUCGAAUUCAUCACUGGAGUACAGAUCCCAGCGAGCGGCUGCCGUAUGUGGUUGAACAUUGGAAAAUGCCGGCGGAGCCUCUUUUCGGAAGUGAAGGCUCGAAAGAAGCAAGUGAAGCGAAAACCGAUGACAAAUUAGCUUAAGUUGGCGGAGGUCAAUAAAUGCCUGUUAUUAAAGUCAGUCGUUUGGGAAACCCCAGCAAACACAGUCUCUACCGUUAGAGAAAUUUAGAUUUCUACAUUAGAUAACUACCGCAUUUCUCUAAUCGUUCUCGGGUCGAUGACGGAUGUUAGAGAACUAUAUUAGAAUUCGAUUCGAGAACGAUUAGAGAAACAACGCAAAUUCAAGUAAAUGUAAAUAAGCAAUAUUCUAAAUGAA